UAUUUCACGGUGAUUCAUAAGGAAGACGCCUUUGAGGAGUAAUUUCGUAAAACCCUGAAACACCAUUCGGCACCAACAGUCUGUGUGUCUUGAACACAAAAACGAGCGCCCCUGAGGUAACGCGGGAAACGCCGCUGUGUUGGUUGAGUGUUUUCGCAGAGAGGAACCGCCACGCUAAUCCACAUAUUUACGGAUAUUACCAUUAUCAGAGCUAACAAAUGACCUGACUCCCACAGUAUUUAGCUGUUUGGCUCUGAACUGAGACAGUGAAUCCUCUACUGGGCCGCUGCCCGCCAGCUGUGGUGUACCUGGACAAUUUGAACCCGGAGCAGUGGUUAGUUAUAUGUCGGUCCCCGCGCUGCCCGUUAACGUCUGUCUCUGUAGCCACCGAGCAGUUGUUAGCUCACACACAAAGAGGGACGUCCUGCUAACUAGCUGAACAACCAACAAAGCUCCUGUUGUGUUUUGUACAAUGGAUACGUUUCAGAAGGUGGAGAAGAUAGGAGAGGGGACGUAUGGAGUGGUUUACAAAGCCAAGAACAAAGUCACCGGAGAAACUGUUGCUCUCAAGAAAAUCCGACUCGACACGGAAACAGAGGGUGUACCAAGCACUGCCAUCCGAGAGAUUUCACUCCUCAAAGAACUCAGUCACCCAAAUAUUGUCAAAUUGCGGGACGUCAUCCACACCGAGAACAAGCUCUACCUUGUUUUUGAGUUCCUUCAUCAGGAUCUAAAGAAGUUUAUGGACUCCUUCACAGUCGCAGGUCUCCCUCUGCCCCUGGUUAAGAGCUAUCUUUUCCAGCUGCUGCAAGGCCUAGCCUUCUGCCACUCCCACAGAGUUCUUCAUCGAGACCUUAAGCCCCAGAACCUCCUCAUCAACGCCCAGGGGGAGAUCAAGCUUGCUGACUUUGGCCUGGCGAGAGCCUUUGGGGUGCCUGUCCGCACUUACACACAUGAGGUGGUAACACUUUGGUAUAGAGCACCAGAAAUCCUCUUGGGCUGUAAAUACUACUCCACAGCUGUCGACAUCUGGAGUCUGGGGUGCAUCUUUGCUGAGAUGCUCACCAAGAGGGCCUUAUUCCCUGGAGACUCAGAGAUCGACCAGUUAUUCCGAAUCUUCCGCACCUUGGGCACACCUGAUGAGACCGUCUGGCCAGGAGUCACAUCAAUGCCCGACUACAAACCAUCUUUCCCCAAGUGGGCCCGACAGGAUUUAUCCAAAGUGGUGCCAAUUCUUGAUGAGGAUGGAAGAGAACUGCUUGGGGAAAUGCUGAAUUACGAUCCAAACAAAAGGAUAUCUGCCAAAAACGCCCUUGUACACCGAUUCUUCCGUGACGUCACCAUGCCAAUUCCUCAUCUGAGACUCUGAGUCAAGCAAAGCAUCAGUCCAUUUUGACGCCAACAAUGUCUAAGCAAUAAGAACCUCCUCUCCUCACCUCAUACCCGGGACUGGAGUGGACAGAAAAAGUGGACACUACAGGAUAUGUUGGAUCCUUUAAUGGAUAUUUGUUAAUACCUAAAGCCAGCUUUCUAGGGUGUUAUAAUUGUAAUGAAGGUUAAACUGUAAUUUUCAAUAUCAUAUUUUUGCAUAUUUGUGUUCAGCUGCCAUUUUCAUCGUUGAUGUUUGUGAUUGGGAUGGUCCUGAUGGGGUCAGGGAAACUCAUCCUAGUUAUCUGCCAAUGAAACGGUAUGUUGGCUUUAGGAUGUUCAAAUUCGAAUAGUCAAAUAGUUAGAGUUAAAUAUGUUUAAAUGAGUUUGUGGGAUAGUGCAAAUAACAAAUGUCAUACUUUGUGAGACAGCAGCAGCUGAAAUGAAAGAUGUGAGUGAAGGUUGUCACAAAGCAAACAUCAUCAGCUGAGCAUAAAACAGUUGGAGCUAAAAGAAUAUGAGACAGCUGUCGUGCUCUUUUGAUUUGAUUUUCUUGCAGCUAAAGUCUAAAUUUGGGUCUAAAAUAUCUGAAGAUAUUUUCUAGCAGCACCUUUUGGUUGUUUAAAACACAAAAAUGUUUAUUGGUCGUUCGGCUGGCAGGAUUACUCACCAAACUGAAGUUCUCAGCGUUGUACAUACAGUUGUGAUAUAGACAUGUUCCCCGUUGUUAUUCAGAUUUUACAGAAUUUAAUGUGCUGUUGCCUCUUUCUUACUCUAGAUUUUAUUCAAAUUUAAGGAACCGUUUUUAUGGAUUUUGUUAAUUUACAGUUUGAAAAAAUAAAACUUGUUUAAACAACU
This is a messenger RNA of Epinephelus moara (kelp grouper), 2226 nucleotides long. RefSeq names its product cyclin-dependent kinase 2 (gene cdk2). Lineage: Eukaryota; Metazoa; Chordata; Actinopteri; Perciformes; Serranidae. The transcript is spliced from 7 exons. Gene Ontology annotation, biological process: regulation of gene expression; protein phosphorylation; regulation of G2/M transition of mitotic cell cycle. Gene Ontology annotation, cellular component: cytoplasm; cyclin-dependent protein kinase holoenzyme complex; nucleus. The record is from RefSeq and is a predicted model, not a curated record. Gene Ontology annotation, molecular function: cyclin-dependent protein serine/threonine kinase activity; ATP binding; cyclin binding. Bases 473 to 1369 code for a protein of 298 amino acids.